AUGAAAGAUAAAAUAAUAUCAAAUUACAAGGGGGAAGAAACUAAUCUAUAUAAAUCACUAUGGAAGCACGCGUAUAAAGUUGUUGCUAAAAAGUUGAAAUUGGAUUCAGGCACAGCUGACCGUGAAGAUGAAUGGGAAGUAAUCGAAAAAGAAUUAUCCAGCUCACACAACUCACAAUCAAAUUCUUCAACACCGUCAAAAACUAGCAACAAAGAUAGCAAUAGUAGCACUUCUUCGCUUAAUUACCAAAAGAAAUUAAUCUCAACCGAUUAUAUUACAUUGAAAGACAUCCAUAGCAAAAUAAAAAAUAGAUGGAUAUUGAGUUCAGGAACCGAUGUAGAAUAUACAAUUUACAACGUAUCAAAAACGUUUAAUUAUGUCCACCCUGCACACUCAAUGAUUUUCAAUCCUAAUGAUCCUAUUUGGCUCGAUCAUUUCAGUUCAGAGGAUCUCGUAGAAAUAAAGGAACACGUUGAUCACUCGCUAAAUGAUGACCUACCUAGCGAACUGACAGACAUAUUAUUAUUACUAAACCAAAAGACAACAUUUAGAGCGAUCUAUGAUGCUAUGGAGACUGUGCAUGCGGACCCGGUUCAUGAUAGAGAAAAGUAUUGGCUCAAAACUAGCAUAAUUAAUUAUGCUUUGCUCUUCAUCAAUGGAUCUACUUUAGCACCGAACAAAUCUGAGGCAGAUCAUUUGGACGACGUUUACGGUUUCAUCAAAACCAGCAAACAGCUAAGUGGCACUAAUACUGAAAAAAACACGCGAAGCACUGCAUGUUCCGAAGAAAUUAACAAACAUCGACUGAUAGGUUCAAUCAGCAAAAUCAAUAGGACAAAAGCAGCUAAUCAUGCUGAUCUGGUAUUUAAAUAUUUGACUCAUGAAGUUGGAUGUGUCGAAGUUGGUUUACACAACAAUGGUCCAACAGGAACGAAGGAGUUGCAAGAAUUAGAGAUAAAAACACCACUAAUGUUGAAAAAUUUCAUCUUACAUCUUAUCAAAGACUAUGGAGUUAUGCCCAAAAAGUUUAAAGUCAUUGCAUUCGUAAUAAGUGGAACGUAUAUAUCUGCUCAAAUAAUGACGUGUGAUAAAGGAUCUGUUGCCCUAGUAGGUACAUCUCGACGCUAUCAUAUGCCAGAAUCCGUCGCUGAAAUACCAAAACAAUUGCCGCCCGUAUUAAAGCUGGUGUACAAUUGUGCUAUGGCAAUUCAAUCAACCACUAACCAUUUGAAAGCAAUUUCUGCCUCAAUUUCGCUGAAUGAAGGCUCUGAAGUAUAUUUCCCUCCGUGUUUCUUUGCGGGUGAUAGAAAAAGAACCCAUCAACUGCUUUCACGGACUAAUGACAAACUUUAUUCAUUAUAACAUAUGAAAAAUAAAAUAAAAGAACAAAAACUAUUUUACUAAAGAGUGUAAUCGUAAUAAUACUUCUGCAAGAUGUGUAAGAAAGAGUCUCUCUUCGCUUCAAAGCAUUAAGCUUCUACUAACAGGAGUAACCACGAGAAGGUGAAGACUAU
This is a messenger RNA of Mycotypha africana, 1514 nucleotides long. RefSeq lists its product as uncharacterized. The record is from RefSeq and is a predicted model, not a curated record. NCBI's taxonomy places the organism in Eukaryota, Fungi, Mucoromycota, Mucoromycetes, Mucorales, Mycotyphaceae. The transcript has 6 exons. Bases 1 to 1362 code for a protein of 453 amino acids.